Messenger RNA from Dovyalis caffra, 2127 nucleotides. Lineage: Eukaryota; Viridiplantae; Streptophyta; Magnoliopsida; Malpighiales; Salicaceae. The record is from the annotation of a GenBank genome assembly.
GCAGGCCUAAUUUUCAAUCCAGCAGUACUUCCUAAAGGAGUUUCAAAUGCUCUAUUUUCAAAGUUAGGCGCAGGAAAUCUUGUUACAGCAGCAACAAUGGGCUACCAGUUGUUUAUGUUUCAAAGUGGAGUAAAAAUGGAUUUGGAGAUGUUAAAAACUGUAGAAGGAAAGGUCUUAUUUGUUGGUGCUUUGUGUGUAUUAUUGCCACUUCUACUUGGUGUGGCAACCUUAACAAUUAUGACAGAGCAAGAGUAUUUAAUCAAUUUCUUUACUGCAACAACGUAUUCUAUGUCUUCAUUUCCUGUAAUAGUUAGCCUUCUCAAUGACCUAAAACUUCUAAACUCAGAACUUGGCCGAUUAGGACUGUCAACAGCGCUGGUCAGUGACCUUGUUGGUCUUCUGCUGCUUAUUAUUUCAUCUUUGCUGAGGACAGCAGACCAAGAGCCCAACGAAAUCGGAGAUGCUCUAAUAGCGAUGUUUGUUUUCAUUGUUACAGUUGCAUUGGUUCUUAGGCCAGCAUUGAAUCUUCUGGCAAGAAAGAUAAGUGAUAGCCUGAAGGAAUUGUACGUUUACUUCAUCAUUUCACUGUUCCUGGGGUCUGUGUUGCUUUCACAUUUUUUUGGAUUGGCUGUUUUUUACGGGCCCUUUAUUGUUGGUCUAGCUGUUCCAUCUGGACCGCCACUGGGGUCUGCUGUAUUGGAGAAGUUCGAAGCAAUUACUGGUUACAUCCUUACAAUUUUUGUCACAACAUGUGGCAUGAGGGUGGAUUUUGCAAACACUAAAUUUGACAAGAUCCAGCUAAACAUAGCUGCAAUUUCUCUUGGUGUAAUUUCCUUGGCCAAAUUCUUGGUAUGUUAUGUUGGGCAUUCAUUCUUUUGGGAAUCACGAGCAAAACAUAGUGCUGCCUUUGCUUUCAUAAUGUGUGCGAAAGGUGUCGUUGAGUUGGCCUUGUACACUUUCUUGGAUGAUACCGAGGCUAUAAUGGAUGAUGCAUUCAUUUUCAUGGUUGGCACAGUCAUCGUCUUCGGCAGCUUUGUACCAAUUCUUGUGAGAAGGCUAUACAAUCCUACAAAGAGAUAUAGAGGAUGCCUAAAAAGGAACCUCAUAGACUCCGGGCCUAAUUCAGAGCUGCAAAUUAUUUCUUGUAUCCACGCACCCGGAGACGUGAAUGCGGUAAUAAAUCUUCUUGAUCCCUCGUGCAGUGGAGAUUGCCCCAUUGCGGUUACAGUGCUUCACCACAUCAAGCUCGUCGGGCAAUCCACUCCACUCUUCAUUUCCCACCGAAAGGAGAGGGUGAUAGUUUGUGAUUAUUUACAUUCGGUGAAUGUCAUUCGUUUGUUCAACGAAUUUGAGCAAAACAAUAGUGGAUUGGUAUCAGUGAAUGCAGUCACAGCAGUCUCUCCACCGACAUUCAUGUGUGAUGAUAUUUUCACACUGGCAGUAGAGAAGCUCGCAUCUCUUAUAAUACUUCCAUUUCACAUUAGAUGGUGGAAACAAGAUGGUUCGAUUCAAUCAGAGGACCACAACCUAAGGGAGUUGAAUAACAAGGUCCUUGAAAAAGCACCUUGCUCUGUGGGGAUUCUAGUUGAUAGAUACAGUAAUCGGUGGCUAGUCUACAAAGAUGAUGCACCGACAAUAAUUAAAGUUGCUAUGAUCUUCUUGGGAGGUAAUGACGAUAGAGAGGCCUUAACUUUUGCUAUUCGCAUGGCACAAGACACCAGGGUUAAGUUGUGUGUGCUACAUCUCAUUGCGACAAUCGAUGAAGGCCGAGUUAUCCGUGACUUGAACGAAUUUGAAGCAAAACAAGAUAACGUGGCUUUAAAGGAAGCGAAGGAAAAGGAGUACAUCACGUAUAUAAAAGAGGUGGUAGAUGGAGCAACAACAACUUUUUCAAUUAUUAAAUCUAUGGUGCAUGAAUACGAGCUUAUAAUCGUGGGACGAAGAUACAACUUGGAUGACAUUACCCCACAGACAUCUGGUCUAAAACAAUGGUGUGAGUAUCCGGAGCUGGGGCUAAUCGGAGACCUCAUCAUAUCAGAAGACACCAUGGCAGAGUGUUCCUUAUUUGUUGUGCAGCAGGUACGAGAACAAGAAGAAGUGCAACAGCAACAACAAGCGGCCAAGUAA